Alternaria hordeiaustralica is the source of this 996-nucleotide messenger RNA. RefSeq lists its product as uncharacterized. Bases 1 to 996 code for a protein of 331 amino acids. The transcript is spliced from 3 exons. The record is from RefSeq and is a predicted model, not a curated record. NCBI's taxonomy places the organism in Eukaryota, Fungi, Ascomycota, Dothideomycetes, Pleosporales, Pleosporaceae.
AUGGAUCCCGAGACUACUCGGAUCGUGUUGAAGCUUCAACUGGACGACGUACACGCCAUCCUGAAGGCUUUGCCCAACACUAGCAACGAUGGUGCCGUCAACAGCGAGCGAGUCGCUUUCGCCGCGCUCCGCGAUGAGCUUACGAGGAAAUGGCAAGAGGUACACGGUCGUGUCUUCGCGCACAACAUGAUCAGGAAAGAGAAUGCUGGCCGAGAGUCGUUUCGGAAGCUCUUGAAUGAGGAGCAGCAAGCUGAACGUGACCAUGAUAUGGCUUGCACACUUGCUGGCCAGCCGGUACCUCAGCGUCCGGUGGUGUCAGUCGACAACGGCGUGCACAACAAUGCAGCAGCACAGAGGCAGGAACCCAUCGACCACCGAACGCUUGCCAGCAACAACCUCCGGUUCGAUCUCAGCGGUACUCAAAUCGCUCCCUCCAGAGUCGAGCUUCUCCACAAUAAGAAGCGUCCUGCUGAGGACGAUGCGAGGCCAACUUCAGCAUCCAGCAACUUCAAGCGUGCGCGUGUUGACGAUGUGGAUGACGAGGACAGAAACUCUAUCACGCCGUACACGCACAACUCUACACUCAAGAAGCGGACUGCUCGCGUUGAUCCAGCAACGCUCAGGGAGGAAGAUGACGGACGAACCAAGCGUACCAAGCUGGACCCUCAGGUCGACGCUGCUCCAGUUGCAGAUGCCACGCAUGUGCCAUCGUCUGAGACGGUCUGCAUAGCCGCCUGCAUGAAGUGUACCCAGAAGACGUGUGUCACAUGCAAGAAGAAGCAGCAUACUGGUCUCUGUCUUGAGGACCAAGACGUCAAGAAGCUCAUGGAAGUUGCAAAAGCCAAGCGCUGGAAGACUUGCCCAAAGUGCAAAGAGAUGAUAGAGCUCGAGGCUGGCUGUUACCAUAUCAAGUACGUAUACCCCCCACACGGUCACUACAUUCAACUGACUUCGAAGGUGCCGCUGCCAACAUCAGUUCUGCUACCUUUGUCUUAA